This is a messenger RNA of Scophthalmus maximus (turbot), 1130 nucleotides long. Its product is annotated as C5a anaphylatoxin chemotactic receptor 1-like. Bases 10 to 912 code for a protein of 300 amino acids. The record is from RefSeq and is a predicted model, not a curated record. Gene Ontology annotation, molecular function: G protein-coupled receptor activity. Gene Ontology annotation, cellular component: membrane. The transcript is spliced from 2 exons. Lineage: Eukaryota; Metazoa; Chordata; Actinopteri; Pleuronectiformes; Scophthalmidae. Gene Ontology annotation, biological process: G protein-coupled receptor signaling pathway.
AGCGUCAGGAUGCACCUCAACGCCACCGUGCUCCUGUCGGUGGAUUUCAACACCCCGGGUGACUUCCUCAUCUUCACCUUCCACAUUCUGUUCGCCACGAGCGCCGUGCUCGUCGCCGGCUCGGUGGCCAUCGGCAUCUCCGCCACGCGCUCUCUGCGAGGCCAGAACCGUUUCAUCUUCAUGCUGAACACGAGCAUCAGUGACACGCUGACCGGCUUCUCGGUCUACUACCUCGGCCUCUUCGACGUGCAAGAGGGCUACCCCUCCAGGAAUGGGACAUUUUACAUUCUGCCCUCAUUCCUGGGGGUCAAUGUGUUGACCUUCCUCUUCGCGCAGAUCGACCGCUACUUCGCCGUGUGCCACCCGUUCUUUUACAAUCGCUACAUAACGAGGUGUGUUGUCAUCGGCAUUUGCGCGUUCUGCUGGACCUACACCUACUGCAUCCUCACGGUGCAGAACAUGGUGCCGAUUUCGAAGGCGGCUCAGAUAAACGCAUUCGGUGUGAUGACGCUGCAGAUCAUAGUCGUUACGAAACUGCUGAUGACGAUCAAAUUGUACAUCAUCGCCAGGAAUCACCUGGUGAGAGAGGCGCCCAGCGCCGACAGAGAGAACAAGAAGGAGUCGCUGCGCAUUAUCGUGUUCGUGGUCAUAUGCUUCUUGGCCCUCUGGUGUCCGUCCUUUGUGAACAUCAUUGUCAGGCAGUUGACUCGGACAGGGCUGAGGUUUAGGAACGAGGCCACUAACCUGUUCGCCAUCAUGGCGCGCCUGAACGCACUGGUCACCCCGGCUCUGUACAUAUGGGGCAGCCCGGCGCUGCGCGGGGCCGUGUGGGCAACCGUGUGGCGGAGGAUCUGCCCCGGGCGGAGGGCAAGAGUUGGUUUCACCUUCGAUGGGGUGACAAACAAAUUAUAACGAAGCUGACUCUGCAUCAUCAUCAUCAUCAUCAUCAUCAUCAUCAUCAGGUAUGCAUGAGGAGAUGGACUAGAAGCCUUAUCGGGGGGCUGGUAUCAAUUUAUAAAUCAACGUGAGUUCACAGACAUCACGAUUGAAUUGUUCUGGAUUUUUUUUUUAAGGACUGCACUUCACAGAUCGGGAAGGUGGACUUUGAUGUGUGUGUGUGUGUGUGUGUG